This is a messenger RNA of Lycium barbarum (goji berry), 1288 nucleotides long. RefSeq names its product dirigent protein 19-like. The transcript has a single exon. The record is from RefSeq and is a predicted model, not a curated record. Lineage: Eukaryota; Viridiplantae; Streptophyta; Magnoliopsida; Solanales; Solanaceae. The coding region runs from base 354 to 947 and encodes 197 amino acids.
CACAUUAUUUCCAUGGCCAAAAGCUCUAGCAAGACUUAAAUUUAAAGGUGUCACCUAGCGGUCAUGAAGUGAAAAUUAUGAGAAAUCAAGAUUCAAAUUCUAGCAAACAUAAAAAGAUAGGUAAUCUUUUCCUAUUGUUUAAAUCUUAGUGAACAGAGUUACCUGAUACUUACGUUGGUUGAAGGUCACAGGUACCGAAUGGAAUAGUCCAAGUGCACACAAACUGGUAUGAACAUUACUAUUAUAAAAAAGAAAGAGUUGUUGUAAGAUUCAUAAAGAAAAUAACCUUGCAUUCUUUGUCACAUAUCCUAUUUAAAGCCUCCAUUAGAACCAUAUUUCUUUGUUAGAUUACAAUGGCUCUCUCUGUAUGCUACUCUUCUUUUCUGCCUUAUCUACUUCUUUUCGUCCUCUUGACUAGUGAGGCUAGCUCAACUAAUCACCACCAUCACCACCACCAUCACCAGCACCACCACCACAAUGAACUCAAAUCUAUCCAUUUUACUCUCUUUCAACAGGAAACCAUAAAUAAAACAGCAUAUGGUAUAGUGAAAGGUGUUGCAGGAGCGGCCAUUAGCCAAACCGCAACCCCUUUUGGCACCGUAUAUGUCUUCCAAGAUCCUCUAACUCUAAAAGCCAAUUCAAACUCAAAGAUAGUAGGGAUAGCUGAAGGAACAUCGAUAACAUCCUCAUUGGAUGGACUGCAGAGCAUCUCUAUUGCUAAAAUCACUUUGAAAAUGAAGCAUUACAAAGGCUCAAUAUCAGUUGUGGGAGGCACACACAAUACAAAGCCAUCUAACCAUCCUGUUGUUGGAGGCACUGGUGAUUUUCUGUUCGUUCAAGGUUACGUGACAUCUUCUCCGGUGGAUCUGGCUGGGAUGACUGUUACUUAUAAGAUCCAGUUUCACCUCUAUUGGCCUCCCUAUGCCAUUCCAAGUCAUUCCAUUUAAUGGAUUUAAGUCUAGAAUUCUACUUUUUUGCAACUAUAAGUUUUCUGCUGUUUAUCUCAGAAGCCUGUUAUUACUUCUCACUUGUUAUGUUCCUGCCUUUUAAAACCACAUGUUUAGUAAUAAUUUUGAAGAAUUAGGAAUAGAUGAAGCAGGCCAAGCAAGUGUUUACCCUAAAAAUACUUCAUCUGGAUGCCACAAUGUUGUGUUUAUCCUAAAAAUACCUGAUCUGGAUGCCACAAUAGUGUGUUUACCCUAAAAAUAACUCAUCUGGAUGCCACAAUGUUGUGAUUUAAUUUCUAGUAAAUCUAAUUCAUCAAAUUAUAUUUUUAAUUUCUAGUAAA